AAGAGGCGGCGCUGACUGCCCGCCUUCUAAGCUGGGACUGUUCGUGCGGCGGGGCGGAGGCGGGGCGGCCCGGCACCACCUCCGACUACCUGGAAAGGCCCGGGCUUGCGAGCUAGCGAGGCUCCGGGCCCAUCGCUUCCUCUCGCCACGUCCCCUGCCGAGGAGGCUCGCUCCACGCGCCAACAUGGCGGGCGGGCGCUGGGGCCCGCUGCUGACGGCGCUCCUGGCCGCCCGGGUCGCGGUGGCGGAGGAGGCCGGCCCCGCGCAGGCCGCGCUGCCGGAGGAGCGGAGCUGGGUGCGGCCCAUGACCGCCUCCAACUGGACGCUGGUGAUGGAGGGCGAGUGGAUGCUGAAAUUUUAUGCCCCUUGGUGUCCGUCCUGCCAGCAGACUGACUCAGAAUGGGAGACAUUUGCAAGGAACGGUGAAACACUUCAAAUCAGUGUAGGCAAAGUGGACGUCAUUCAAGAGCCAGGUUUAAGUGGCCGCUUCUUUGUCACUACUCUCCCAGCAUUUUUUCAUGCAAAGGAUGGAAUAUUCCGCCGUUACCGUGGCCCAGGAAUCUAUGAAGACCUGCAGAAUUAUAUCUUAGAGAAGAAAUGGCAAUCAGUUGAGCCUCUGACUGGCUGGAAAUCCCCGGCUUCUCUGACGAUGUCUGGAAUGGCUGGUCUAUUUAGCAUCUCUGGCAAGAUAUGGCAUCUUCACAACUAUUUCACAGUGACCCUUGGAAUUCCUGCUUGGUGUUCUUAUGUCUUUUUCAUCAUGGCCACCUUGAUUUUUGGCCUUCUCAUGGGUCUGGUCUUGGUGAUAAUAUCAGAAUGUUUCUAUGUACCACUUCCAAGGCAUUUAUCUGAGCGCAUUGAGCAGACUCGGAGGUCAGAGGAGGCUCACAAAGCUGAACAGUUGCAGGAUGCAGAGGAGGAAAAAGAUGAUUCAAAUGAGGAAGAAAACAAGGACAGCCUUGUAGAUGAUGAAGAAGAGAAAGAAGACCUUGGUGAUGAGGACGAAGUGGAGGAAGACGAGGAGGAGGACAGUGCUGCCACUCGCGUGGAUGAGGAGAGGAACGACGCCCAGGACCAGGGGCCCCUGAGAGAAGUCCAGGAGGAUGGAGAACCUGAGCCUGAAGAAGACACGCCUGUGCAGCCCAGCCCAGCCGACACAGAGGUGGCGGAAGACACAUUGAGGCAGCGCAAAAGUCAGCAUGCCGAUAAGGGCCCAUAGGUCUAGUGACGGUGUUUCCAAGAAUUCAGACCAAAGGACUGUGUCAGCUUCCCUCUGGUCUGCAGUGUAAAUCAAAUCCGUACUUUUUCCUGAAUGAGCAAGCUUCUGUUAAAAAAUGAUCUCUAGUCAUGUAGUCUUAUGGCAUUAAGCCUCAUGUAUAUUAAUGAGAGUCUUUCAGGCAUGACAAUCAGGAAACAGAAAGACAAACAUUGUGUUAGGAUCUGUUUGAGCACUUAGUAUGGGCACAAAUUCAUUUGCUUGGGGCUAGAGAGUUUUGACCUGAGAAAGCACCCCGCAGGUGCCAUAAAAUGAAAGCAAAGCAACAUGAGCCUCCUCACAAGCAGCAGACGUCUUGUGGAAGUCUUGUGUGUGAAGUAUUCGUUUUUGUCAAAUGUAAGAAACAUCAGCCACCGCGGUGGAGAGACACUUUUUUAGAGGUAGAAAUUGAGAGGGCCCUGGAUUAUUAUGGUAGAAAAGAGCUUGAACAUCAUCCCAACUCUCUGAAUCUCUUUUGCUGUGAUUUAUUUCUUACCUUUAGUAUCUCCAACCUUCCCACCACAGGCCUGCAGGCGCCCCACACGCUUCACAAUACUUCCUCAGUGAUAGGCCACAGACAGCGGCCAGUUGACAUCAGCCGCUUUCCUUCUUGACUUAAGGGUUUACAUAAUCCGGAACCAAAGCCCGUGACUGCCAAGCAUCUUGAAUGAAAUGUAACCUUUGGAGAUUCAAAAGGAAGUAAGGGUUUUAUAGGAGUGAUUUUUGUUUGUGUUUUUUGCCAAAAUGUAGUAAUUACUUUUUUUCAAAAAGUUCCUUAAAGGAACUUUUUGAAGCCAGAAGUGCCCUAAGUGUUGCCAGUACAAGGUAGUCUUGUGAAGAGAACUUGAAUACUUUGUUGUUUUGCUUCCAUCUCAAGGGGUUCCUUGGCUCUUGAACCACUUUAUUAUUAACUGCAAAACCAUUUCUGGUUUUCGUUCAGUGAUGUGCUUUUGGUGAAAGAAUUAAUGAAAGUGAAUAUCUGGAAAUGAAAGAUUUGGUUUCGUUUCCUUCUUCCUUAAUCUUGUAGAGAAUUUUAUUCCUGUAAAUCUCUCAAUACUCAGUCCACUAAAAGUACCCAGGGGGCCUGAUUUCUUUUAAAGAAUCCAUCCAUCUACUUCUGUCUUACCUGAUUUAUGUCUUAGAAUAAAUUCAUAAAAUUAGA
Molecule: messenger RNA, 2417 nt
Organism: Neofelis nebulosa (Clouded leopard)
Lineage: Eukaryota; Metazoa; Chordata; Mammalia; Carnivora; Felidae
Gene: TMX4
Product: thioredoxin related transmembrane protein 4
Exons: 8
Coding region: 185-1219 (344 amino acids)
Source: RefSeq, a predicted model, not a curated record